AUGGCAGGUCCCGUCGCUGAUAUCCGUGAGAUCAGCGGAUCGGAUCUGAUCUCUGCUCUUCAUCUUGCUCAACAAGCACCAGCAAUCCUUGGCCAGGAAUCCGGGUCUGGGGUGACCUCUAAUUCUUCCGAAACUGCAGAUUACUAUGCACGAUUAGAGCAGCUUCUGUUAGCCUGUCUUCGGACGGGGGAUGACCAGUCAGCACAUACCUGCCUGAAUCGCCUCAGCCUCCGGUUUGGACCGUCUAAUGAAAGGAUUAUGGGGCUUCGAGGUCUAUACGAGGAGGCAACCGCCAAGGAUCAGUCGGCACUAGAAAAAUGCCUGCAGGAAUACGACAACACACUGUCACAAAGUCCAGUGAAUGUGCCCAUCCUAAAGCGCCGGGUAGCAUUGUUACGCUCGCUCGACCGACCAUCUGACGCAAUCUCCGGUCUUAUUCAACUCCUCGAUGCCAUCCCUACCGAUGCCGAAGCCUGGUGUGAACUAGCCGACUUGUAUCAGUCACAGGGGUUGGGUUCCCAGGCCAUUUUUAGCCUCGAGGAGGCUUUACUCAUCGCUCCUAACUCUUGGAAUAUUCAUUCCCGCCUCGGUGAACUGCUAUACAUCUGCGCCUCCGACGGGGACGCAUCCCGGCUCCUUGGGAGGUCUGUGCAACACUUCAGUCGAAGCAUUGAACUUUGCGACGACUAUCUACGAGGAUUCUAUGGGUUAACUUUGGCCUCAACUCGGAUGCUUGACAAUGAUUACGCAGGCGUAUCAGGUCAACUUCCUAAGAAGACCCUAGAACGAUUGAAGGCCUUUGCGCUCCUCAAGUUGGGCGAAAUUGUUGAGUCACGGUCGAUGGAUGACCAACAUUGGGCAUCGAGUCGAAGUGAGCUGAUUGCAGCCAAGGAGCUCAGCAUCUCCAUUGAUCCAAACCCCCAUGGUUCGGAUCGCUCUUACUCCGACGACGAGGGCUCGUCUGGUGUGCAUGUCCCUACGUCUUCCGAAUUAGAAAGUCAUGAGUACCAGGAUUAUGAUGAGUGGGCGCAUUUGCCAUAUCCGGAUGAAUUGAAACCAUCUGAUUCAGCCUCCCGACCAAGAACUUCGCACCGCAGUCGUCCGCCCCACGGUUCACGCUCCGCUUCGGGCCGUCGCCCAACAUCGCGACGGAUGGUUCCAGAACAUCAGUCGUUCGCCCCUCGAGGCCGAAGACAACAAUCACCAGAUUCCCCCGACAGUGCCGAUUCCGCCGACGAGUACCCGCCCAAUUUUGGUCGAAAUGAUCGGAGGAAUUGGCAACAACCUAUGCCACCUGCCCCUGGAUACGCCCCCAGCCAGUCCUCUGGUCCAUCUUACCCGCCUUACCCUCCUCCUCCUCCUCCCCCGGGCCAUAACCCCUAUGCCCACCACAAUCCUCCCCCAAUUACAUCGGAACUCAUGAGAAUUCCUCACCCGGGCCAACCUAACCCCUACGGUGUCCCUCAGCCCUAUGGAUAUCCACCUCAAUUCCAACCGGGUUUUCCGCCCGACCAACCCCACCUUCAUCCACGGCAUGCGCCUCGCCAGCCGCCUCAACUGCACAAUCCAAUGCAACCUCCAAUGCAACCGCCAAUGCCGCACGCGAUGGGUCUACACGGUGCACACUCCCCUUACCCCGGAUAUCCCCACGAAUUGAUGGCCUACGGUCAGACUGGUUUCUAUCGAGAUCAACCCAGCUAUUUCGGGGGACCGAUCCCGGGCAUGAUGCCUCCUCAUUAUUGGCCACCCUAUCCCCCAGUGCCUUCUCCUCCAGUGCAACCCGAACCUAAAUCCCCCCCACCCCCGACACCUGCUCCCGAACCGGCUCCAGCUCCAGCCCCAGCCCCAGCUCCAGCCCCAGCUCCAGCUCCGGCACCUGAACCUGCGCCCCCUCCACCGCCGCCUCCACCGCCGCCUCCGCCAGUCGACACUGCCAAGGAUGAGCAAAUUGCAAGGCUCGAGAAGUUGAUUCUGGACGACCGCCUAGACCGCGAGGCGAAGGAGCUUGCAAAGAAACAGGCCAUUGAACGCGCAGCUGCCGAGAAAGCAGCUCAGGAUGCACAGACCGCGCAUGAUAGGAAAAUUACCCUGGAAGCUGCGGCGCUUGCUCGAGCAGAUGCGGAAAAAAAGGCAGCGGAGGAUGCCGCAAAGGCCAAGGAGGAGGCGGAGAAAGCCACUGCCGCGGCCGCUUCUGAGGCAGCAGCGGCAGCAACGGCCGCGGCUAAUGAAGCAGCUGCCAAGGCGGCCGCAGAGGCUGCUGAAGCAGCUGCUAAAGCUGCCGAACCGCCGCCACCACCGCCACCCCCAGAGAAGAAGCAGCCUAUCAAAUUCAAGGACGCUGUUGGGAGGAAAUUCAGUUUUCCAUUUGAACUAUGUGCUACCUGGCAGGGAAUGGAGGAGCUCAUCCGGCAGGCCUUCCUCCAUAUUGAAGUCAUUGGACCCCAUGUGGCCGAGGGCCAUUACGAUCUUAUUGGUCCGAAUGGCGACAUUAUCCUCCCACAGGUUUGGGAAACUGUAAUCGAGCCUGACUGGGCUAUCACUAUGCACAUGUGGCCAAUUCCCGAAAAGCCAAAGGAAGACCCUCCCCCUGCGCCAGAGCCUGCUCCGGUAAAACCUCCCGAUCCACCUGCCGAUCCACCUGCCGAGCCGAAAAAGAAAGCAGACGGCCCUAAGAAAGCCAAGGCCGGAGGACCAGUUGUCCCCGGAAGUUUCGCGAUGUGGAUGUUAGGUGGCACCAAUCGCCGGGGGGGCAAAGGGGGUCCUAAAGUGGAAAAAAAAGCCCGAUGCCCCUCCCCCAGCACCCGCACCAUGAGAAUUUGGUUUCCGCCGGAUCACCCUGCGUAG
This is a messenger RNA of Penicillium verrucosum, 2844 nucleotides long. Its product is annotated as tetratricopeptide repeat protein. Gene Ontology annotation, biological process: protein folding in endoplasmic reticulum. Gene Ontology annotation, cellular component: EMC complex. Gene Ontology annotation, molecular function: protein binding. Lineage: Eukaryota; Fungi; Ascomycota; Eurotiomycetes; Eurotiales; Aspergillaceae. The record is from RefSeq and is a predicted model, not a curated record. The transcript has 7 exons. The coding region runs from base 1 to 2844 and encodes 947 amino acids.